Messenger RNA from Coffea arabica (coffee), 2589 nucleotides. The record is from RefSeq and is a predicted model, not a curated record. NCBI's taxonomy places the organism in Eukaryota, Viridiplantae, Streptophyta, Magnoliopsida, Gentianales, Rubiaceae.
AUGGACCGCAAUACCAUUAGACGUAUACAUUAUGCUAAUAUGCCAAAAGAGAAAAAGGAUGAGUUAUUGCAGCGAAGACGAGAGCUGUAUGCUAGGAAAAAGGCAGAGCAGGUCGAUACACCCACGGCUUCUACUCCUGUAUGCAAUGUCCCCGGAGUUAAACAUUGUCAGAAAAACUAUAGGGCCUUUGCCAGGAAGCCUCCACCAGAGCAAAUUCUGAAUGCUUCUGCACCUGAGAUGUGCAGCUCUGCACCAAACGCUAUUCCUGACAAUAAUGAAUUAGCUGAUUUGUUUGAUAGCAUGUCCACAAAACUCCAGUCAUCAUCAUCUGCUUUGCCUUCAUCUGCUUUGCCCUCUUCUUUGGCUACUACUCCUGGGCAAUCUUGUGUGCCUGAAGCGUAUACUGACUCCCUGGUUGGAGAAGGAACUUGUAUCAUCAAUGUUGAACCAUCUGAUUCCUCUAAACAGAACGGCAUCCAACAGAUUCUUGUUGGCACACAACUCGAAAAUAGCGGUAAGCGACAGAGGACCAAAAAAAACAAUUUUUCUCGCUUGAAACAGAUUCCAACUGAAACAUUGGUCCUCCCUGAUGCGCCAAUGUGUCAACACUGCGGUGCUAAGCGAUUCCAUUUGGAAACUCCGAAUUUUUGCUGUUCAGGUGGUGAGGUUUCGGUUGUUCAUCCUGUGAUGCCUUAUGACCUCUUCCGGCUCUAUUCUGGUACAGAUGAGGACUGCAUUCAUUUCCGAAAGAAUGUCCGCACAUACAAUAAUAAUCUUGCCUUUAGCACUUUUGUUGCAAAAUAUGAUAAGGACCUGACCAGGAAUACUAAGGGAGUUUACACUUUUCGUGUACAAGGCCAAAUUUAUCACAUUCUGAAUAGUCUGAAGCCAAAUGGCCAUCCUCCUACUGGUAUCCAGCUAUACUUCUAUGAUCAAGAGGAGGAACUGUCGAAGAGACUUGACGCUUCUCCGAGAUUACGUGACAACACUCUUAAACUCCUAAUGGGUAUUCUUGAACAGAAUCCUUAUACCAAGGUUUUUAAGUCGCUAAGAGAACUUCCUAAUCUGGAUGACCAUAGUAUAUUUCUUAAUUCCAAUCCAGGGCUUGAUCAGCGUUUAUAUAACAUGCCAACGUCUUCAGAAGUUGCUGCAAUAUGGACAGAGACUGACAAUGAAGCCUUAGACAAGGGCCCCCACAUACAAGUUUAUACUCAUGCAAAUACAAGCCAUAGAAUUCAACACUAUUUUGCAUGCUACGAUUCUCUGCAAUAUCUGCUGUUGUUUCCUCGAGGUGAAGCUGGCUGGCACUAUGGUAUUCCAAAAAACACCACUACUGAUAAAAGAAAGAGGAAGGAAACUGAUGAUGGUGGUCUUGUUAAUGCCGCUCAAAUAGGAACAGCUAUUGGUCUUAUUCAAAGGGAAAAUGAAGGUAGUAAGGUUGGCCGAAGAGUUGACCUUCCAUCUUCCUUUAUUGGUGGUCCAAGGGACAUGAGGCGGAGGUAUAUAGAUGCUAUGUCUUUGGUCCAGAGGUACGGUAAACCUGACAUAUUCAUUACCAUGACUUGUAAUAGGAUGUGGAAGGAAAUACAGGACAACCUCAAAUACGGAGAGGAAGCUCAGGAUAGACAUGAUUUAGUUUCAAAAGUGUUUAGAGCAAAGUUGGAAUUAUUAAAGGCUGAAAUCACAAAAAAGAAAAUAUUUGGUGAAGUUGCUGCUUGUGUGUAUGUGAUUGAGUUUCAAAAAAGAGGACUUCCUCAUGCUCAUAUGUUGAUCAUUUUGAAACCAGAAUAUAAGCCCCUCAAUCCUGAAGCUUAUGACAUGAUAGUUUCCGCUGAAAUACCUGAUCUUGCGAAGCAACCUCAUUUGCACUUUCUGGUUAUGAAACACAUAUUGCAUGGUCCAUGUGAUUCGUUAAAAAAAAAUAAUAUUUGUAUGAAAGAUGGAGUGUGCAAGAACCAUUAUCCAAAGAGUUUCACUGACUACACAACUUAUACAGAGGAUGGUUAUCCUCACUAUAGGAGAAGGAUGGAUGGUCGCUGUGUAAGAGUAAGGGAUCAUUUGUUGGAUAACAGAUGGGUUGUUCCAUAUAAUCCAUACCUUCUAGCAUUGUUUGACUGCCACUUGAAUGUGGAAAUCUGUUCCACUAUUAAAUUAGUUAAGUAUCUGUACAAAUAUGUUUAUAAAGGACAUGAUCGUGUGAGCUUUUAUAUCCACUCUGACAAAACCUUUGAAGAUGUUGAUGAGAUUUCCGACUUCCAGUCUGGGCGAUGGGUCGCUGCUGCAGAAGUUUUUUGGUGCAUAUUUCGGUUUGGUUUAAAUGAAAUGACCCCGAGCGUCUACGCAUUACAGGUCCAUCUGCCUGGAGAGCAAAUGGUUUCUUUUUACAGAAAAACUAAUCUUGCUGAUUUGGUUGCUGAUGUUGACUUCUCAAAGACAAUGCUGACUGAGUUCUUUUAUAUGAAUCAAACAAAUAAGUAUGCUCAGGAGCUCAAGCUGCUUUAUAAACAAUUUCCUGAGUUUUUGUAUGGAAGCCAGCCAAGAAGCGUUGGUCUCAAAGAAAACAGCGAAAAGUUGUUGGCCGAUUGGUGA